This is a messenger RNA of Lecanosticta acicola, 2693 nucleotides long. The record is from the annotation of a GenBank genome assembly. NCBI's taxonomy places the organism in Eukaryota, Fungi, Ascomycota, Dothideomycetes, Mycosphaerellales, Mycosphaerellaceae.
AUGACGGAGACGACCUCACAAGAAGGCUGGAAGGCGUUCUUGGAGUUGGAGAAAAAGGCAAAUAAAGCACUGAAACAGCAGCCUUGUGAGUCUACGCCUGAAGCUAUCGCAAACCCGUCGUGCCUGACCCAUUCGUGUAGUGGACACCGAGAAUCUCGCAGCGAUUUGGGAUGCGCGACCGGAAGAGGCCUCCCUUGACGAAAUAAUCAAUCUUUCCACACAGCUCAGUCAUAGCCGUGAUUUGCUCCGCAAGAGGAGACGAGAAUACAAGAGCAACACUGAAGCCGCGGGACUGAGCGCUGGAGAGAAGCCACAAUUCGUCGCGAAUAACUAUUCACACGUAUUGCCAUUGUACGAGGAGCUCCUACAGGCCUUGAACAGUCUUCGGGCAUGGAGAGAACAACUCCCUCAUGGACACGCGGCGUUGCAGUAUCUCGACAAGCAGAUCCGUAAACACACAAAACGGCAAGGAAAGUUGUCGAAUAAGCUUGUCGCCCUCGUGAAUGAGAUCAAGGAAUAUGACGACGAGAUAGCGAGGCACGCAGCGGAAUAUCCUGAACACAAGGGCUGGGUGCUGGUUGAAUCGUUGGGAUCCGGCACGCACGGAAAUGUACGCUUGUACGUGAGGCAGAAUGCCUUUGGUGUCAUUGUUGAUGUAGGUGUCCCAUGCUCACUGGAUCACCGCGUUGCUGACAUAUUCCUGACAGCGAGUGGCCGCGAAAGAUUCCUCGAUUGCGACACUCGAGGCCUCGCAAUUGAAUGAUAGCAAGACGAUACCGAACGAGUAAGUCUCAUCGCUCUCAGCUUCUCCAAACAGCCUCCCUCACGCGGGGUGGUUUGAAUGGGCUAUCUCUCAACCCGAACUCUAGCCCGAUUGCUUGAGAGAUGGUUGCGUGCCUUGCGUACCAUGUGCUGAUCUGCAUCCUAGAAUCACGGCCAUGUAUUCCCUACGCCCGCUGAUCGGAUCCGAUUGCAUUGUCCAGAUUCACAAUCACAGUUUGCAGUCUGAGAGAGGAAGUUACACAAUAUACACGGAAUACUGCGGUUUAGGGACCCUGGAAGAACUCGCGCGCAUGUACGGUAAGCCUUUUGAUGAGGGAAUGAAUGAGGCUAGGAGAAUCGAGCCGAGAUCAGAUCACCCCGAUGGAGAUGACCUGAACCAGCAUGAAAAGGAUCAGGAAGAAAUCUCCGGCCUAGGUGAAGAAGUGGGUAGAGGAGCAGGAGACGCCGAGCAAGAAGGGUCAGAUCAGGGGGUUGGGGGCGACAGGGAAGACGAAGAAGAAAGGCCAAAGGACAAUUCCCCUCAGCAGAAGAUUGACCGUUCGUUCUGGAUCCCCGAGCCGUUCAUAUGGGCCCAAUUGGAGCAGCUCUGCAUUGCUGGACUGUUGAUGGAAAGAGGCGAUCUGGAAGGGACGCCCACAGAAUGGUCACUGAUACUGCACCGCGACAUCCGCCUCCCUAACAUCUGCCUCCGCAACAACACCGGCGAGACUUAUAGAGGGUAUCCUCUGGGUAAGCUGGGCAAUUUCGCGACCUCUGCCAUAAUACCUCCCGGAGAACAAGCGUCUUGGGCUCACUACAGGCUGGUGAACUCGGAGAGGGCACACACGGCGCCGGAACUGUGUAUCCCAGAACUCCACGGUAGAGGAACUGCCGGACCAAGACUCACAUCCAAAGCUAAUGUCUGGGCCGUCGGCGACCUCAUCUGGAGCCUCAUCACGUUGCGUGACCACGACCGGAAACGUUCCAGCCUUCCUCGGAAUAAUAAUCCCCCGGAGCUCGUUCAUGAGGAUUUCGACGAGGAGGCGCAAGCAAAGUAUAGCAAAGAGCUUCGAGAACUCGUCAUGCGUUGCGUGGGCUACUCUCCUGACGAGCGUCCGAGCUUUGACCAGCUCCUGAGAAAGAUACGAAGGAAUACGGGCGAUGGUGGGAAGCGAGAUUAUGCGCGUGGUUUGAGAAACGCUCCUGCUGGGCAUGGACGCUUCAACAAGUAUGCCUUGCGGACUGCGAGGGAGGAAUGGAUGUUGAGGAUGGUGCUGGCGAAGGAAUGGGCAGUCAGAAAGUCGGGAUCACGUUCACCUCCGCCGCCGCCUUCUGGCAACGACUCCUCUGACUCUAGUUUCGAUGGCGAUGAGGAAAAUGGUGCAGGCGCUUCCCACGGCAAUGCUUCUCCACGGGGCAGACCACGGGCGGGCGGCAACAACAUCCAAGGUCAAGCGCGUCAAGGGCGUCAAACGUCACGCUCGCCUCGCUCAGGCCCGAGGCAAAGCACUGAACUAAUCACGAUGCCACGUCGGGAAGCGCCAUCACCAUUACCUUCGGAGGAAGACUCGGAUUCUACAGGGCUCGAACAGCCUCCGCGAAGAAAUCGAACGCCAUCCCUGAGGCCUCCGGCUGCUUCCAACCAUCCAUCUCCGGCGCAACAACCUGCCAAGAGCCCUUCCAAGAGGCGCCGCGGUGCGAGGGACGCUGAACCCCCGAGGCGGCAGCCUCAGCCGUCAGCUACAGCAGGCGCUGCUCAAAGCUCUGGCAAACGACCUGCUCCCACGACUACCGGCGGGAAAACAGUACCUGACGGCCCCAAGCCCAAAAAGCAGAAGACGAGGAAGACAUCGAUGGAGCGGCUAGCGGAAUCUGGCACAAUAAUCGGAGGACAGGAUGGUGGAAGAGCGCUGCGACGGAGGCCGCGUUGA